Messenger RNA from Asparagus officinalis (garden asparagus), 1406 nucleotides. RefSeq names its product probable protein phosphatase 2C 5. Gene Ontology annotation, molecular function: cation binding; protein serine/threonine phosphatase activity. The transcript is spliced from 11 exons. The coding region runs from base 86 to 1234 and encodes 382 amino acids. NCBI's taxonomy places the organism in Eukaryota, Viridiplantae, Streptophyta, Magnoliopsida, Asparagales, Asparagaceae. Gene Ontology annotation, biological process: protein dephosphorylation. The record is from RefSeq and is a predicted model, not a curated record.
ACCUUAUCUCCUCCUCAAAAUCCAAUCGAACCCCGCAAACAAAAAUCUCCAUUCUCCUCCCACUUUCCCGCCAUCACCACCCCCAAUGGCAGCGGCGCUGCUGAGCCCGCAGCUGCAGAGAUCACUCCCCAACCUAGGAGGAGGAAUCACCAGCGUGAGAACUCGAAGGACGAGGCCGAGGCAGUGCUCGGCGAUCGCCGUCGACGUACCUUCGUCUCUCGCCGGCGGCGUGUCUGGAGUGCGGUGGGGAUCGAGCAGCGUGCAGGGACGGAGGUCGGAGAUGGAGGAUGACGUGGUUCUUCGAUCGGAUGGGCUUGAUGGGUUCGCUUUUGCCGCGGUUUUUGAUGGGCACGCUGGGUUCUCUUCUGUUGAGUUCCUCAGGGAUGAAUUAUAUAAUGAAUGUGUGGAGGUAUUGCAAGGUGGGUUGCUGUUGACAAGUAAAAAUUUUGAUGCUAUAAAGGCUGGAAUUGCAAAAGCUUUUGAAACUGUUGACAAAAAACUUUUAACUUGGCUAGAACAGAUCGGGAAGGAUGUUGAUUCUGGUGCAACAGCUACAGUCAUGUUUUUGGGAAAAGGUGUCCUGAUUAUUUCACAUGUUGGUGAUUCGUGCGUGGUUAUAUCCAGAACUGGAAAAGCAGAAAUCCUGACAGGUCCACACAGACCUUAUGGAAAUAAUAGAGUUUCCCUUGAAGAAGUAAAGCGGAUUAGAGCAGCUGGUGGAUGGAUUGUUGAUGGGCGAAUUUGUGGUGACAUUUCUGUAUCCCGUGCUUUUGGAGAUAUUCGAUUCAAGACAAAGAAGAAUGAGAUGUUGAAGAAAGGCGUUGAGGAGGGGAGAUGGACAGAAAAGUUUAUCUCAAGAAUACGGUUCAAAGAUGAUUUGGUGACCUCAUCUCCAGAUAUAUAUCAACUUGAUCUGGGAUCUGAUGUGGAGUUCAUAUUACUUGCAUCAGAUGGUUUAUGGGAUUACAUGAAGAGCUCCGAUGCAGUAACUUUCGUUAGGAAUCAACUCAGACAACACGGUGAUGUUCAGCUGGCUUGUGAAGCUCUUGCUCAGGCUACUUUGGAUCGGCAGUCACAAGACAAUAUAAGCAUUGUGAUAGCUGACUUAGGGAGGACAGAUUGGCAGAGCGUGCCUCCUCAAGGGCCCAACUUCUUCUAUGAGAUGAGCCAAGCAUUUGCUACGGUGGGUAUCGUUUCGUUAGGAAUCUGGAUAUCAUCGUUCCUUUUGGUAUGAUCAUAAUUUCUCUAAGUUGUACAGAAGACUAGGCAAACAUGUCGUAUUAAUAGUUUUCCUGUAAAUUUGUAUAUCCUGACAGCAAUAUGGUAAUAUUUACACGUAAAGAUAUCAUCGUUACGCUGUCUUGUUCAUCAACAUUUGGUUAUAAGAUGAUUUGCAAAGAUGGCAA